Messenger RNA from Castor canadensis (American beaver), 2943 nucleotides. It is a transcript of the gene Coq4, whose product is annotated as coenzyme Q4. The record is from RefSeq and is a predicted model, not a curated record. Gene Ontology annotation, cellular component: mitochondrial inner membrane; mitochondrion. NCBI's taxonomy places the organism in Eukaryota, Metazoa, Chordata, Mammalia, Rodentia, Castoridae. Gene Ontology annotation, biological process: ubiquinone biosynthetic process.
GCAAGAAGCGAACGCGAUGUUCAGGAGCGGGAGGCUUCCCAGCGUUCAGACCUGAAUGCAAACAGCCACAGACAGCGUCGUCGGAAGGUCUCUUGAGUGCUUGGGCGCUGCGUCGCCAGAGGAAUGUCGCAAGUCCGCUUUGCCCCGCCCAUCCGCUAGCGGAAGUCCGCUGCCAUGGCGACGCUGCUACGCCAGGCCCUGCGCCCCCUCCGCCUGCUCCUCGGCGGUCCCCGGCCUGCUACAGAUGUGCCCUUCCGGGCCGGGAGCCAUGGCGCCGGCCUGCUAUACCCGGACCACAUACCCACCACUCCGCUGCAGAAGGCGCUGCUGGCCGCAGGCUCCGCGGGAAUGGCGCUCUACAACCCAUACCGCCACGACAUGGUAGCCGUUCUGGGCGAGACCACAGGAUGCCGCACCCUGAAGGUCCUCAGGGACCAGAUGAGGAGGGAUCCAGAGGGAGCUCAGAUCCUACAGGAACGUCCCCGGAUCUCACUGUCCACCCUUGAUCUGGGCAAGCUCCAGAGCCUGCCUGAAGGCUCCCUUGGCUGCGAGUAUCUCCGGUUCCUGGAUGUGAAUAGGGUCUCUCCAGACACCCGAGCACCCACCCGCUUCGUGGACGAUGAGGAGCUAGCAUAUGUGAUCCAGAGGUACCGGGAGGUGCACGACAUGCUCCACACCCUGCUGGGGAUGCCCACCAACAUCUUGGGAGAGAUCGUGGUGAAGUGGUUUGAGGCUGUGCAGACUGGCCUGCCCAUGUGCAUCCUGGGUGCACUCUUUGGACCAAUCCGUCUCAGUGCUCAGAGCCUGCAAGUGCUGGUCUCGGAGCUGAUCCCAUGGGCAGUUCAGAAUGGACGCAGGGCCCCAUGUGUCCUCAACCUGUACUAUGAGCGGCGCUGGGAGCAGCCCCUGAAGGCCCUGCGGGAGGAGCUGGGCAUCACGGCGCCACCUCUGCAGAUGCAGGGCCUGGCCUGGCCUAGCCUAGCCUGAGCCACUUGUACUAGGAGGGCUUGACCUGCCUUCCUCAGGGCACAGGGGCUAUUGCCACUGCCUCUGUUCCUUCUCUGAACAUUGACUUCUGGAUGUCAUUUAUCAUAAUUGUCAUAACCACUGUUGUGUGGUUUUAAGGGUCUGCAUAGGAGGGAGCAGGCAGGUCAGUGGGGCUCCCAGGGGAGCUAGGAGAGGUAUCUGUGCACAAGAAUCAGCUGUCUUAGGAUUAUGCUAGAAUGCUUACAUCCAAAGCCCCUAUUUAGGACUCCUCCCUGCCAGCCAGGGUUUUCUCUGGGUCAGGUGAGGUGUCUUCACAGGAGUGAGAGCUACAUCAAGUGCCAAAAGCUGGCAAGAGGGGGCCAGGAGGGAGGAGAGUCGGCUAUUUGAAUAAAGGCUCCCAUCAGACUAGUGUCUGCUUGUCCUCCUUGCCCCAGCGUUGCCUUGGGCCUUCCCAGCGCUGAGGGUGAAGCUCCCUCCCAACCUGAACUUCAGCUGCUUGUCCCUCUCCUCAGGUCUGAAGUAAGGCAUUUUCAGAUUGAAAUCCCUAACUAACUGAGGACCCAGGGCAAUUCCCCUCCCUCUGCAUUUGAGCCCCGCUUUUAUCAUGUCAGUAAUAGUGACAAGGCCUGCCUCCUAGGGUUUGGGGGUUUCCUGAAGUAAAGUACAAAAGAGCUGCAGAGAAAGGACCAAGGGUCCUUUUGUGUGUUUGUAUGUUUUGGUUUUUGGAUUUUUGAGACAGUCUCCCUGUGUAGCCCAGGCUGGCCUCAAAGUCUAGAUUUUCCUGACUCAGCCUUGGGAGUAGCUGAAACUAUGGGUGCACACGAUCAAGCCCAGCUACUUCCUGCCCUUGGGAAUAGCACUUUGUCCCCAGGUUAUUACAUGGUGAGUGCCUUGUCAUUCACAUGUCUGCUCAAAUGUCACCUCAGAGAGGCUUUUCCUGACCACUCCAUCUGAGGCAGCACAGAGAAGGGGCUUGGUACCUCAUUGUUAAACAAAUUGAUGUUUGGGUGCUACCUCAUUCAGUCCUCACAAUAAACCUACAAGUAGUGGCUGAUGGUAGUCUUAUCUCAAGGUGAAGACCCUGGAGACUUACUGGGAUCACACGUGGGCUGGGGGCUAAGGGAACCUAACUUGUCCUGAUUGCACAGAUCUUGAGUUCUUGGGCUCUUUAUUGCCCCUGGGAUUAGGUCCUGGGCUGGUACACACAGGCCUAGCCAGUUACUCUUCUCACCGCAGUUGUCAUCCCCCCACACACAGUGUGUCCUGAUGUGUAAGCCCUCCAGUCUCCAGUCACUUCAUAGACAUCUUCAGGCCAUGUGCUGAAUGCGGAUGCUGGAGUUCUGCAGUAAUGGGGCCAGCAGUGCUCCUGGCCUUGGAGCUAGGUAGUGAGGCCACCUAAGGGCCUUCCAUGUGCCGGCCUCAAGCUAAGAGACUGAUGUGCAUAUAUGUGUCAUGCCACAGGAGUCAGGGCUGUAAGGACAGUAUUGCCAUUCAACAGGGGCACUGUGGGGAGAGUGGUUUGCCCAAAGUCUCACUGCUGAGGUUGGGAGUGUACCCCAGCUAUGUAUCACUGGAAUGCAAAGCAGAUAAUCACAGUAAUGUGGAGUGUUACGCCACAAGUACAGCAAGCACUGGAACGAGGGAUCACCUAUUUGAGACUGGUUGUGUCCAACCAGACUAAGCAACUCCAUGUCUUCUGCUUCCCCAACUAAGGCCUGGCCAUGUCUAGUGGGUUAUCACCUUAGUUUUAAAUGUGUCACAAGUGAUUGGAAGACAGCAAGUGACUGAUCAUCACUUGCCCUCCUCCAAACUCUCACUUGUCCCCUUUGCAAAUGACCUCAACAUUUGAUUUAGAAAUAAUCACAUUUUUACCCAUGGAUCCUGGUGUGGAUAAGUCAUAGUCUCUUAUUCAUUCUCCCUUUAAGUCAUUCAGAAAACAUUUUCUGAGCAUCUUGG